Molecule: messenger RNA, 7929 nt
Organism: Homo sapiens (human)
Lineage: Eukaryota; Metazoa; Chordata; Mammalia; Primates; Hominidae
Gene: MTARC1
Product: mitochondrial amidoxime reducing component 1
Exons: 7
Coding region: 873-1688 (271 amino acids)
Cellular component (GO): membrane; mitochondrial outer membrane; mitochondrion
Molecular function (GO): molybdenum ion binding; catalytic activity; pyridoxal phosphate binding
Source: RefSeq, a predicted model, not a curated record
UCUCUGUUGAUGGACACUCGGGCUGUUACUACUUUUUCAGCAUUUUGAUUAAAGCUGCAAUAAACAUUGAUACACAAAUGUCUGUUUGAGUUCCUGUUUUCAGUUCUUUGGGGUCUAUACGUAGGAGUGUGCUAGGUAUUUUAUGUUUUAUAUAUAUUUUACUGCAAUUAAAAAAUAAAUAUAUAAAAGACUGGCCUGUGUGAAGACCUCGGGAGGUAAGAAUGGCUGGAGCAACAGCUGGAUCAUGAAGGGCUGGGCACGCCCUUGUUUAGGAGUUGGUUUUAUCCUGAAAGCAGGAACCAUGGAGGGAUUUUGAAUGAGGGGGUCAUAAAGUUAGAUUUGCAUUUUAGAGCGAUGUAAACUGCCAUUACCAGGAAGAAUAUUAGACAGAAUAUUCACCUGCUAGUCCCAAGGAUUUGGGUCAGGGCAGGCCUCUGUCUGUGCAGAAACAAAGUCUGGUAAAAGGGCAGUUACGGAAAGGGCUUAUACUAAGCAUAUUUUUCUAGUGUAGCUGAACAACUCAACCAUGAUAACCUGCUGGAAGUGAUGCAAGAAAUAUCUUGAACGACCUAAAGUACCGGCCAUAUUUUUUUCUUAUGUCUGGAAAUCUCAAAAGCACAUGCUCACUUCUAUAAUUGUAAUCAUUUGAUCAGUGUGUACUGUAAGGAUUGAAAUGCCAAUAUGUUUUGCUUCCUUGGUAGCUGAGAGAUAACCUGCAAAAACAUGUUGUUCUUGUUCUGGAAAUGGCUCUUUCUAUUACCUUUAUUUCUCCAUUUAUCUUUUUUUCUAGGAAGUACCUGUAGACCAGGAAUACUGGGCCAGAAGAAAAAAAUACUGUCUAGUUUAGCAAAUUGCAGAAUGGACAGCACUGAAUGUUGGAACAUAAAAUUUUUAAAAGGUUUUGGCUUGUGAUCAACCAGGAGGGAAACAUGGUUACUGCUCGCCAGGAACCUCGCCUGGUCCUGAUUUCCCUGACCUGCGAUGGUGACACCCUGACUCUCAGUGCAGCCUACACAAAGGACCUACUACUGCCUAUCAAAACGCCCACCACAAAUGCAGUGCACAAGUGCAGAGUGCACGGCCUGGAGAUAGAGGGCAGGGACUGUGGCGAGGCCACCGCCCAGUGGAUAACCAGCUUCCUGAAGUCACAGCCCUACCGCCUGGUGCACUUCGAGCCUCACAUGCGACCGAGACGUCCUCAUCAAAUAGCAGACUUGUUCCGACCCAAGGACCAGAUUGCUUACUCAGACACCAGCCCAUUCUUGAUCCUUUCUGAGGCGUCGCUGGCGGAUCUCAACUCCAGGCUAGAGAAGAAAGUUAAAGCAACCAACUUCAGGCCCAAUAUUGUAAUUUCAGGAUGCGAUGUCUAUGCAGAGGUAACACUAUGCCCCUUUGGAUCUUUCCUUGGAUUUGACUUCUUUUUUAAGGAUUCUUGGGAUGAGCUUCUUAUUGGUGACGUGGAACUGAAAAGGGUGAUGGCUUGUUCCAGAUGCAUUUUAACCACAGUGGACCCAGACACCGGUGUCAUGAGCAGGAAGGAACCGCUGGAAACACUGAAGAGUUAUCGCCAGUGUGACCCUUCAGAACGAAAGUUAUAUGGAAAAUCACCACUCUUUGGGCAGUAUUUUGUGCUGGAAAACCCAGGGACCAUCAAAGUGGGAGACCCUGUGUACCUGCUGGGCCAGUAAUGGGAACCGUAUGUCCUGGAAUAUUAGAUGCCUUUUAAAAAUGUUCUCAAAAAUGACAACACUUGAAGCAUGGUGUUUCAGAACUGAGACCUCUACAUUUUCUUUAAAUUUGUGAUUUUCACAUUUUUCGUCUUUUGGACUUCUGGUGUCUCAAUGCUUCAAUGUCCCAGUGCAAAAAGUAAAGAAAUAUAGUCUCAAUAACUUAGUAGGACUUCAGUAAGUCACUUAAAUGACAAGACAGGAUUCUGAAAACUCCCCGUUUAACUGAUUAUGGAAUAGUUCUUUCUCCUGCUUCUCCGUUUAUCUACCAAGAGCGCAGACUUGCAUCCUGUCACUACCACUCGUUAGAGAAAGAGAAGAAGAGAAAGAGGAAGAGUGGGUGGGCUGGAAGAAUAUCCUAGAAUGUGUUAUUGCCCCUGUUCAUGAGGUACGCAAUGAAAAUUAAAUUGCACCCCAAAUAUGGCUGGAAUGCCACUUCCCUUUUCUUCUCAAGCCCCGGGCUAGCUUUUGAAAUGGCAUAAAGACUGAGGUGACCUUCAGGAAGCACUGCAGAUAUUAAUUUUCCAUAGAUCUGGAUCUGGCCCUGCUGCUUCUCAGACAGCAUUGGAUUUCCUAAAGGUGCUCAGGAGGAUGGUUGUGUAGUCAUGGAGGACCCCUGGAUCCUUGCCAUUCCCCUCAGCUAAUGACGGAGUGCUCCUUCUCCAGUUCCGGGUGAAAAAGUUCUGAAUUCUGUGGAGGAGAAGAAAAGUGAUUCAGUGAUUUCAGAUAGACUACUGAAAACCUUUAAAGGGGGAAAAGGAAAGCAUAUGUCAGUUGUUUAAAACCCAAUAUCUAUUUUUUAACUGAUUGUAUAACUCUAAGAUCUGAUGAAGUAUAUUUUUUAUUGCCAUUUUGUCCUUUGAUUAUAUUGGGAAGUUGACUAAACUUGAAAAAUGUUUUUAAAACUGUGAAUAAAUGGAAGCUACUUUGACUAGUUUCAGAUCUUACUAACUUCUUGGCACAAAGUUAGACUGUGAAAGCUGACUGAGGCUGGGCACAGGGGCUCAUGCCUGUAAUUCCAGCACUUUGGGAGGCCAAGGUGGGAGAAUGGCUUGAGCCCAGGAGUUUGAGACCAGCCCAGAAAAUAUAAUGGGAUCCUGUCGCUACAAAAUGUUUUUAAAAUGCACUCGGUGUGGUGGUGUGUGCCUGCAGUCCUGGCUAUGGCUACUCGGGAGGAUGAGGUAGAAGGAUUGGUUGAGCCCAGGAGCGGGAGAUUGAGGCUGCAGUGAGUUAUGAUUGCACCACUACACUCCAGCCUGAGUGAUAGAGUGAGACCCUAUCUCUAAAAAAGAAACAGGAAAAAAAAAGAAAGCUGACUGAGGUGAAUGGGCAAAGCCAGUAAUUCUGACACCUGACCACAGCUGGGUCUUCUGCAUAAUGGACCUCCUCACCCACAGCCUCCCAGGCAAGCACCCAUGUUUGAAGGACUAUCAAGUCAACAUGCUUUUUACCAAAAGCUGCACAUUUUUCACUUUGAUUUUAUAAAAGAGGUCAGUAAUCGCUGAAAUCUAGCUGAGCCCUGAAGUAAAGUUCUGAGCAAAGAGGUGCAUGUGCUUGUUUUAUGGUUGGUGAAUUAUUACAGUUUGUUUUCUGCAUGCUUGGCAUGAGGUGAAUAAUUACAUCAAUUUUCCAGAGAACCUGGGCCAUCACCUUCCCCAACAAGUCCAGUUGAUGUUGAAACUACAGAUAGAUUGAGACAAAGCGAAGUGUUCAGCAAGUAGCAUUACUAAUGGGACCGGGGGACCCGUGGGAGAGUGAGUGUACACAGGAUUUAGGAAACCAUGUGAAUAUGGGCUCUCUGGGAAUAGCCAAUAGGUAGGGAGCAAUCAGAAACCCAAGGUUUGGUGGCUCUUCCUAGGUAUUUAUAAUUAGUGGCAAGUGAAAGCCUUAGUCCUGAAUUUCUAACCACUUGUAAGAACUAACAGCCACUUCUCUGUGCCCCGUCCGGGCAGUAACCAUCAUUCUCCAUGGACAGGCUCUCGGGGUAGCUAGCUCUGCAGGGCAGCACCCACGUGGAAGGGAGCACCCAGAAACCCUCCUCACUGGGCAGACCUGUCCUUCUGUGCCUCACAGUGUGAGGAAGAUUCCUGUUUGAAGAGAGAAGUUCCAGUGACCUCUAGAAUCUCAGAGUAGUUGCCAAGCUUUCUGUCAGUGAGAUUUAAAGGCCAUUUACUUGUGUUUAUUUUAUAUUUAAUGAGUUGGUUAAUGCCAGAGACAAAGCUGAUAUCCCAUUUAUUUUGGAUACUGAGCAUUUGCACACUAUUCCACUUGAAAUAUAGAAUCAGGAAUGUAGGCCAUCCCAGACUUUCAGAUCUUACAACAGCAAAUGACAGAUGUUUGAGAUCAGGCCAAAAUAUCCACCCUCGGUGGGCAUCUCCUCUGUGUGGCAACUUAUGCUGCAGCCACAGUGGGGAGUCACAAACUCAGAGCUGGAGGUCUUGAAAAGGACAAUGUGGGCCAGGCUCCGGAGGGGCUGCCUAAAGGCUUGCUUUUGUGACUCUCCUGCAGAAAAUGUUAGAAACUUCCAACCGAAAGACGAGGGCAGCAACUUAUACACACGAAGGCAGAAAGAAAUUGGGGAAGGGGAGGCUGUUGGAAUUCAGGCCGUUGUCCUAUAGGGAGAAAUACUCCUCCUCUCCUUCUCCCUUUACUGAUAACGGGGCAUGGUGAGGAGAUGAGCUUGUGAGGGUCUGCCAGUUUGGUAAGAGUGCAUGGGGAGGUUGGGUAAAUUAGACUAGCCAAAUGGGACUUCGGGAAACCAUUUAUGAGGCUGUCACCAACAGUGAUGGCAGGCUGAAAUUCCAGGCAAGUGCUCCCAGCAUUCCAAGAGUGUAUCAAAUUAAAGCAACCCAUGAUGGUGGAGAACAGAUACAUUAAAGUUCCUUGAAAAUGACAGAGUGGCUCUCAGACCAGACCUUGAUUGUGGGUAUAAUCGGAGUGUUGCUACCACACCCUAACACUGCAUUUCCCGUGUUUUAUUGGUCCAUGGAAUUCUGAAAGUUUGCCUUUCGGGAUGCUUCUAAAAACAAUUCCAUGGACCAGUAAGUUUGGAAAGUCCUGCGUGCCUCACUUCUCUUCAAAGGCAAAAGGCUCUGGAGAGGCCUUCAUGAAGACAUCUGUGUUUAAUGCUGCCCUUCCCAAAGGUCUGUUUUUGACUGUCUUUUGAGAAAUGAUCCUCUGAUCUCUAGGCAGAAUGCCAGUGAGCCAAGGAAUCCCAGUUAGCAGGAGGGGUGCACUCAUGGGAAGACUGAAGAAGUUAAAAGUUCCCGCCAAGUGAAGGAGACCUAUCUUGGGACACUUCCCCUUGUCCUCUCCCUUGCCCCUCUUGCUGGAGUAAAAGGAUGGAACUGGGACUUGAUAGGUUAAAGGAGGUGUGGAGAAGUGUCUUAGACCAGCUCUCCUGUUGUGGGCCUUAGGGAGAAGCACUCUCUUUCUUCGGGAUCAUUUUCCAAACAUGCAUUUUUGGAUGGAUAGGGUGGAUCAGGGUGAGGGAAGGGAAACCAAACUCUCUCUAACCUUGCCCUUACAGCAAUACCUGUGAUGUAAGUUACAAAACCACCUGUGAUGAAAGUGCUCCAGGAUGCUUCAUGCACCAGGGAGGGGUGCCCUGUUUCUCUUCUGCUAGCUUCUCCUUUCUUUUUUUUUUUUCUUCUUUUUUUUGAGACAGUGUCUCACUCUGUUGCCAGGCUGGAGUGCAGUGGUGAGAUCUCAGCUCACUGCAGCCUCUGCCUCCCAGGUUCAAGCAAUUCUUCUGCCUCAGCCUCCCGAGUAGCUGGUGUGUCUGGAGUUGGUUCCUUCUGGUGGGUUCUUGGUCUCGCUGACUUCAAGAAUGAAGCCACAGACCUUCGCAGUGAGUGUUACAGCUCUUAAAGGUGGCACGGACCCAAAGUGAGCAGUAGCAAGAUUUAUUGUGGAGAGCGAAAGAACAAAGCUUCGGAAGGGGACCCAAAUGGGCUGCUGCUGCUGGCUGGGGUGGCCACCUUUUAUUCCCUUAUUUGUCCCUGCCCAUGUCCUGCUGAUUGCUCCAUUUUACAGAGUGCUGAUUGGUCCAUUUUACAGAGUGCUGAUUGGUGCAUUUACAAUCCUUUAGCUAGACACAGAGUGCCGAUUGGUGAGUUUUUACAGUGCUGAUUGGUGCAUUUACAAUCCUUUAGCUAGACACAGAACACUGACUGGUGCAUUUAUAAUCCUCUAGCUAGAAAGAAAAGUUCUCCAAGUCCCCACUAGACCCAGGAAGUCCAGCUGGCUUCACCUCUCACUGGGACUACAGGUGCACACCACCACACCCAGCUAAUUUUUGUAUUUUUAGUAGAGACGGGGUUUCACCAUGUUGUUCAGGAUGGUCUCGAACUCUUGAUCUCGUGAUCUGCCCGCCUCGGCCUCCCAAAGUGCUGGGAUUACAGUUGUGAGCCACCACGCCCGGCCCUAGCUUUUCCUUUCUGUUGCAAGUCCUCUCAACUAGUGUUGCCUUCCACCCUACAAAGCAGAAUUACCUCAGAAGUCCUAUGGCCCUGACUCUAUCUAUGUCUGCACAAAGCACUACUGUGCUUUGCUGUCUGCAAGAACAGAGAUUGUUUGCUUCAACCACUUUCUCUGAAUGGAUGAAUGAGUUAUGAUGAUAUCUAAAGUUACCCAAUUUCAAGCAAGAGGAAGAAUCUGGCUCGGUACCACAGAUGUUCUUGGAAUUGGGAUAGUAAAAAAGUCCCUGAGGCAUCCCUUGGUCUGCUCUGACCACACUCUCUUCACAGGAAGAGGCUUGGGCCACAGCUCUGACUAUAACUCUGCUCUUCCUCCAAACACAGCUGAGGAAUUGGGUGGUGGGGCACCUGCUCCCAUGCUCUGUGGCCUGGCUCAGAGAGAAGAGUUGCCUUAAUUACAUUAUUAUUCUUCCUGGACAGGCUGUAGGUUGUGUAAAGUAACAAAAAGGACUGAGAAGUGACUUCCCAUUCAGCCUCUUCCAAGGCCAUUUUUGAUAGGCAGGUCAAAUUCACUCACAUUUGGUUAUUUGUUGGCCAGUCUAGUGCAUUCACCCUUGCUGGUCCUCAGUCAUGCUCCUUUACCUUUACAGAGCAUCCUAGACUGCUCUUCCUCUUACCUUCCUUGUGAAACCCACAACCCCUAGUCCCUCCCCUUCCCUGGCAUUUGUUAUGCCCUCUACCAAUCCCUGACCUGGUAUUGGUCAGUCUCCAAUCCUGGUGGAUCCCUGUGGGAACUAAGUUAAGUCUAACUUUUGUCUCCCUCUUUAGAAUUUACUGGGAGUACUGUAAAUAAACUAUUGUUGUUAUAAUUAUUUCUGAUUAACAUUUUUACACCUAACAAAGUCUCAGAGAGAUUGAAUUUACUGGGUUGAAGGGAGGAGCACCUUCCACAUGACCUGCCCAGCAAUUAAAGCCGCUUGUUAGUCCGAGGCCCAGGACGGCCGAGGACAGCUGGAGAGCUCUUCGUUGCAGGCAGCUCUGGUUAACAUCAACCGGGAAAGCUCUUUGUAAACACAUGAAUAAUUGAUCGUCCAGCGCUCACAUAGCUACCGCGGAUCUGAGCCCGUAUGACUCAUUUGCGAGCCAUUCCUGUCGUCUGGAUGCCAUAACAUUGGAGGAAUGAUGAUCGUUUCUUGGAGGUUCUUCUGUGGCCAGAGUUGCCAAGACCAAGGCUGUAAUGGUUUGUUAUGAUGACCUUUGUUAUUCCAUUAGGCUCAAUUGCUUUAAAAAAUGAUGUGUGCAUACUUUAGGAACGUUUUUACCCUUUAUGUUGACCUGACAUCAUAGUUUAUAUUAUAAAAUGUAUUAAUGACAGAAGAGUGUUUUCAUGUCCCAAGGACAAAUUUUAACAACCAUAAUCUGCCCUCAGUCAUCAUAAAUAUAAAUGUAUUGGUCAAACAGAUCUCGUUAAUGUGGCCAAGAUAAAUGCAAGUCUAUAUUUUAAGGCAGUCGAAGUCCUAGAGAAUAUAUCUGGAGCUUUUGUGGGGCUAAGAGAUCUUGUAUAUAUGCUAUCAAAAGGCUGAGAAAAUUAACAUGUUCCCCCCUCUGAUUUUGCAUUGGACAGAUAUAAAUGUCUUGGGGAUGUCAAGUAAGAUUGUUCACAUAGUUUCUGGACACCAUUAAUGCCUGAUGGGGUGAAUCUUAGUUCUUAAAGCUAUAUUCUGCUCAUUAUGCUCACAGGGCUUUUGAAAAGAGAACAAAAUAAAGAUUUCAAGUCUUAGCAA